GCGACGCGGGCCCCGCGGGGGCGGCGCGUGGAUGGAUCCGCGCGUGGCCUGGAUCCAGCCGGAGCAGAAGGGGCCGGCCAAUGCCCUGUGGAUGCAGAUCUGGGAGACCUCGCAGGGCGUGGGCCGUGGCGGCUCCGGCUUCGCGUCCUACUUCUGCCUCAACUCGCCGGCGCUGGACACCGCAGCCGCGCCCGGGGCGGCGGGGCGCGCAGCACCAGCAGCAGGAGGCCCGGGGCCGGCGCCCGCCGCCUCGUCCCCGCCGCCGGCGCCCGGCCCCGCCGCGCUGCCCCCGGCGCUGCUUACCGCGCUAGGGCCCGCGGCGGACGGCGCAAGGCGCUUGCACAAGUCCCCGUCGCUGUCGUCGUCGUCGUCGUCCUCGUCGUCUUCCAACGCCGAGUCGGGCACCGAGAGUCCCGGCUGCUCGUCGUCGUCCUCCAGCAGCACCUCGCUCGGCCGCGCCGGCAGCGGCCGCACCUUCUUCAGCUUCGCCGACGGUGCUGCCCACGCACACCCGGGCCCACGCGGCCCCACGCCCGCCGGCUCGCCGCCGCAGCACCAGUUCCACCCGGGCCGGCGGAAACGCGAGAACAAGGCCAGCACGUAUGGCCUCAACUACCUGCUGUCGGGCAGCCGCGCGGCCACGCUGAGCGGAGGGGGCGGCCCCGGGGCCCAGGCGGCGCGGCCCGGCACGCCGUGGAAGAGCCGCGCGUACAGCCCAGGCAUCCAGGGACUUCAUGAGGAGAUAAUCGACUUUUAUAACUUCAUGUCCCCUUGUCCUGAAGAAGCAGCCAUGAGAAGGGAGGUGGUGAAACGGAUCGAAACUGUGGUGAAAGAUCUCUGGCCCACAGCUGAUGUGCAGAUAUUUGGCAGCUUUAGUACAGGCCUCUAUCUUCCAACAAGUGACAUAGACCUGGUUGUCUUUGGAAAGUGGGAACGCCCUCCAUUACAGUUGUUGGAACAAGCCCUCCGGAAGCACAACGUGGCUGAGCCGUGCUCCAUCAAAGUUCUUGACAAAGCUACAGUGCCCAUCAUAAAGCUCACAGAUCAGGAGACUGAAGUUAAAGUCGACAUCAGCUUUAACAUGGAGACUGGCGUGCGGGCGGCAGAGUUCAUCAAGAAUUACAUGAAGAAGUACUCGCUACUGCCAUACUUGAUUUUAGUGUUGAAACAGUUCCUGCUACAGAGGGACCUGAAUGAAGUCUUCACAGGCGGGAUCAGCUCCUACAGCCUCAUCUUAAUGGCCAUCAGCUUUCUGCAGUUACAUCCAAGAAUCGAUGCCCGGAGAGCUGAUGAAAACCUGGGAAUGCUUCUUGUAGAAUUUUUUGAACUUUAUGGAAGAAAUUUUAAUUACUUAAAAACUGGUAUUAGAAUAAAAGAAGGAGGUGCCUAUAUCGCCAAAGAAGAGAUCAUGAAAGCCAUGACCAGUGGGUACCGACCAUCGAUGCUGUGCAUUGAGGACCCCUUACUGCCUGGAAACGAUGUUGGGCGGAGUUCCUAUGGGGCCAUGCAGGUGAAGCAGGUGUUUGACUACGCUUACAUUGUGCUCAGCCACGCUGUGUCACCGCUCGCCAGAUCUUACCCCAACAGGGAUUCUGAAAGUACUUUAGGAAGAAUCAUCAAAGUCACCCAGGAAGUGAUCGACUACCGGAGGUGGAUCAAAGAAAAGUGGGGUAGCAGAAUCCUCCCGUCUCCAGACCUUGGUGAGAGACUGACAGUGGACUCCGACACGCCGCCCUGCACCACACCCAGUGUUUACCAGUUCAGCCUGCAAGCACCCACUACCCUGAUGGCCAACCUGCCCACAGCCUUGCCAAUGCCCAGCAGCAAACCCCAGCCUGCUGCUUCCAGAACGUUGAUCAUGACAACAAACAACCAGACCAGGGUUACUAUCCCUCCACCAACCCUCGGAGUCGCCCCUGUUCCUUGCAGACAGGCUGGUGUCGACGGAACCACAUCUUUGAAGGCUGUUCACAGUGUAACUUCCCCAGCCAUUCCCUCGGGAUCCCCCAACCCACUGUCUAGUCCUCAUCUAUAUCACAAGCAGCACAAUGGCAUGAAACUGUCCAUGAAAGGCUCCCACAACCACACUCAGGGUGGCGGCUACAGCUCUGUGGGCAGUGGAGCUGUGAGGCCUCCUGUAGGCAACCGAGGACAUCAUCAGUACAACCGCACUGGCUGGAGAAGAAAAAAGCACGCACAUACAAGGGACAGCCUGCCCGUGAGUCUCAGCAGAUAAUAGUCCUGACUGACUGCCCACAGGCCUCGCUCGGGCACCACAGGGGAGCCGAGACCAGCAUCCAGCACCUCCACCGCUGUCUGCCGAGCGCAGCCCAGCACUGGUCACUCUGCAUGUUUGUGUGGUGGCCGCAUCCAUCUUACAGAACAGCUCCUUGUGCUCAUCUGUGAAGCCUUACUACAUGUGGAUGUGCGUCUGCCUGCCUAGAAGUCUUCAUCCGUGCCCAGCAGGGCGGCCUAGGAGUGUCAGGGACUGGAUGUGCAGCCGGGUCAGCUAGGUGUCCAUUUGGGGUUCUCAUCGUGUCUGUCACAGGCAGAGACGCCAAGCCCUGCUCCAUGUCUUCUGACGGAGUGGGCAGGCUGCUGUUUUACUGCCCUCAUGUCUUGUUUGAAAAUUUGGGACUGUUUUUCUAUGUAAAUAUUGAAAACUUAUGAUUUGUGCAAUAACUCAGAUAUUUUUUAUUUAAUUUCAUAUUUUCACAUAAGUUAUAUUUAAGGGAGGAGGGAAUUUUUUUUUAAACACACUUAAAUCCUUUCCCAAUUUGCAUUUUCUAAGUUGGGUUCCUCGUGUUGGCUGGUUAUCUGAUAGCAUCCUGACAUGAACACCNUGAGGAGGGAGGGGCCUGUGGGCUUUGUUUUUAUGUCUUUUCUUUUGGUCAGAUGCAGUGAAGGAGCCAAGUCAACCUGAUGGUUCUGUGAGGCCAGUGUGUACCUGGCAGCCUGACUGUCGGCCUUGGGCCGUUGUCCUCUCUGACCACGAGUUCUGACAUUUUGGUUUGGGUUUUUAAAAACUAGACACCAAAUCCAGCAUUUAAAGUGCCAGAAGUAAGAACCUCUAAGGGGAGAAGAGGUUGUCAUGUCGCAUAAAUCGUAAAGAAUUGUGACUCUGGGCGUGCUUCGGUCAUUAAGUGACGUGGUCUAGAGUCACGGGCCUGGUGAGUAUCGUUACAGACAAUGGCACCCAGAUUUAGGAAUGUGGAGAAAGGGAUUUUGUUGAUUCCAUUGAGGAAUCUGCAUAGGUAUGCACUCGUUCUGUUAAGAGCAAAUAUCUGAAAAGGACCUCCGCUGUCCAGGCACAUGGGGGUAUUUUAAUGUAUCACAGGAGAGCACAGCCCCAGUGUGGGCCCCGGAGCGGCUGGUGCCUGGCGUCAGAAGCAUACAGGUAUACUAUGCAAGUGUAUUCUGCCACAACCACUGUCUUUGUUACUUUUUUUGAACAAGAAUCCAUCCAUUGCCUGACCCUCAUUGUCAAGCACCACAGUAGUCCUGGAGUGCUUGCAGUUGUAGGCCCUCCGACUUCCGCUUCUAAAAUGGGGGUCUGGACCUGCUGCACACCACAGGCAGGUUGCUUCUUGUCCACCAGUACAGAGUGUCAAGCCGAGUGCUGUGCCACCUGAUUGACAUGCAGCAGUGGGAAUUCUGAAUGGAUGUCUGAGUGACAUUGGACACCUCGCCAAGGACAAGCUCUGUGUGUCUGGGUCUGCCUCCUGCUGCCAUGGUGAGGCUGUUGACUCUGGGAGGCAUUCCAGAGCAGAGGAGCACAUGGGUCUGCAGCUCAUGAGGAUUGGAGUCAUCCAGAAUAUUUAAAAUUAUUUAAAUUGUGAAGCCUGUUGCUAAAGAAUAUUUAUGAACACUGGUCCAUAGCCUGUACUAAUUUACACAUUAGCAAUAUUGACUGUAUCUGCAUUAAGGAGCCACCGUGGGGCCGUUCGAGUGACCCGCAGAUGUGCGUUUUAAAGUUCUGUCAUCCACAGGCACAGGUAUGUGUCCAUCCCCGUCAUGGUGAACCAGAUGAAUUGGCCUGGCGACCACUGUGGCCAUAUGCUACAGUUUACAAAAUGAUACCAUGUUUAAAUUUUCUGUGCGGACAACAAUGUGGACACUAAAAUUAACAUAUUUUUAUGUAAAGUUUUUCUAUUCUUUGAUCUUUAAUAAACUUUAGAUGCUAGAUACUUUUCCUCUGAA
This is a messenger RNA of Mus caroli (Ryukyu mouse), 4200 nucleotides long. NCBI's taxonomy places the organism in Eukaryota, Metazoa, Chordata, Mammalia, Rodentia, Muridae. The record is from RefSeq and is a predicted model, not a curated record.